This is a messenger RNA of Gadus macrocephalus (Pacific cod), 1799 nucleotides long. RefSeq lists its product as uncharacterized. The record is from RefSeq and is a predicted model, not a curated record. The transcript has 7 exons. Gene Ontology annotation, biological process: regulation of transcription by RNA polymerase II. NCBI's taxonomy places the organism in Eukaryota, Metazoa, Chordata, Actinopteri, Gadiformes, Gadidae. Gene Ontology annotation, cellular component: nucleus; transcription regulator complex. Bases 344 to 1660 code for a protein of 438 amino acids.
CUUAAACAGAGAUGGCGCAGAGCUACAGACAACAAUACAUUGUUGCCCUGCAUUUUUUUGAUACUUCUACAUAUUUCUGGAAGCCAUGGCUGCGUGGACCAAAUAGAGGAGCAUGUCAUAGUGUGUGUGCUUUGUUUUUCUAAUCUGAUAAUCUAUGGUCUGCACUCCGUUCCGUCAUUUCCUUUUCUUUUUUUUUGCAUCUCGCGCAAGCGCAGAACUUACAGGCUACUGAGUCGUUGGCAGCAGUCACCAGGGAGAUCCAACCACCAACGGAGUGGUCGGAUAAAGGCAGUUGGCCGUUGGUUUGAUUCGGGGGGUUAAGGGGGAAUCCUCCUCACGUGUAAUGGCCAAGUGGACCGAAGAAAUGGAGGAGCAGCUGAUUGCUCUGGUGGAAGAGAGACCACCGUUGUACAACAUCACGCUACAGGGCUAUUCCAACCGGAAUAGGAAGGACCAACUGUGGCGUGAGAUCGAGAGCGAGCUCCAUCUAUCAGGCAAAGAAGUUCGUAGGAAAUGGGACAACCUCCGUACGACCUACAAUCGCUUUAAAAAAACGGCCCCGAGGACGACGAGACAACAGUGGACCCUCGAUCGGAUGCAGUUCAUUGAGCCACACACCAAGAGGAAGGGGAACACCUCCAACCUCAAUCGCAGGGAAUUGUGUGAGGCUGGGGCGCCUGAGGGGGCGAGCAUGGUGACCGAUUCCUCUCUGGAGGGCAGUGGCAGCACACUACCAGAGGAGCCAGAGUUGGACAUCCCGCUGGCUGGCUCCCCGAUUGCAGAGUCGGCCAUCUGUGCUUUUCUUGGAAAUUCACAACCUCCUGCUUUCCUGGACACUCGUGAUAAGGGAGAGUUCUCCUCACGUAUAAUGUUCAAGUGGACCGAAGAAAUGGAGGAGCAGCUGAUUGCUCUGGUGGAAGAGAGACCACCGUUGUACAACAUCACGCUACAGGGCUAUUCCAACCGGAAUAGGAAGGACCAACUGUGGCGCGAGAUCGAGAGCGAGCUCCAUCUAUCAGGGAAAGAAGUUCGGAGGAAAUGGGACAACCUCCGUACGACCUACAAUCGCUUUAAAAAAACGGCUCCUUUGGGAAGCUCAGGGGCCCCGAGGACAACGAGACAACAGUGGACCCUCAAUCGGAUGCAGUUCAUUGAGCCACACACCAAGAGGAAGGAGAGCACGUCCAACCUCCCUCGCAAGGAAUUGUGUGAUGCGGGGGCGCCUGAGGGGGCGAGCAUGGUGACCGAUUCCUCUUCGGAGGGCAAUGGCAGCACACUACCAGAGGAGCCGGAGUUGGACAUCCCGCUGGCUGGCUCCCCGACCAUCUGUGAGGGUACACUCCCUGGGGUUUUGGAGUGCAGUUUGACCUCCGGAGGUACUGACCAAGGCCAGCGUCCGCCCGCAAAGCGGAAAAAGAAGCGCUGGGAUGGGGCCGUGAAUGAGGAGGUGGUGCUCAUGCAGACCAUCGGCAAAACCUUGGAAAGGAUGGCAACAGGAGCACCACGGCAAGAGGAGCACAACGACUACAUUUCGGUGUGCUGCAAGCGGAUUGAACACCGGCUGCGAAUGCUCCCGCAGCAUCAGCUCGCACAGUUUGAGUACGAGAUGGACUGCCUGCUCUACAGGUUUUCUCAGAACCAGAUCCAGGAAACUGACUGAAAGGACCUUACUCCUCUGGCAACGGACUGAAAGGACAUAAGUCCUCUAUGAUAUUUAUAUUUGUGCCUUUUCCCUUUUUACUGCUCUGGAAUACGGUACACCACUUUAGAUAAAAAAAUUUAAUAAAUUAUAAGCUGUU